AUGGACUCGGUCUUCGACCAGAGAAAUUUGAAGGUUUCCAACGGCAGGUUUUUGCCGGAGAUGUCUGCAUAUCCAUCUGAUUUUUGGGGGGAUAGGUCGAUCCUCCGACGGGGACGCUUUGUGAAGAACGAAAAACGGCUGCAGCAAAAUUUAGGAAUUGUUACAAUCGUGAUUAAUUAUACAUUCGAAAGAAAAAAUUACCUGGAGAUUAUUUUCUGCGGUGCGAAGAGGCGAAGAAGACGGUGGAUCAGCCGCCGGUGCCAUUCCGAUCUCCGCACUCUGACUAGUGGCUUGCUCUCUUUCAGUUUAGGUAAAAGGACGACGCUGGUUUUGGCGGGAAACGGACACAGUGGGGUGGAGCCAAGUACAGAGGAAAACAGAGAAGCCAACAAGGAACAACAAACACCACACAUUUGGGCACGCUUAAAAACAAUAAGAAGAGCUUCUGAACGAACCCAAAGCCUUCACCGCGCCUGCCCUGAGUACGUACUGGUGAUCGCGGCUAUGGCUGCUCCAACCAGUGGGCCCACCCAGAAUAUCCACUGCACCAAAAACAACAAAAUAAGGUGUUUGUUGAAAUGCCUGUGUGGAGAAAGAAGUAAGCAAACUUACCUGAUCGUCCCAUGCCUCGUCCUUCCCAAAUAUCACGGCAGCCCCAAAGCUCCGUGCCGGGUUGAUGCCAGUGCCGUCCCUGGCGUUUCGUUUUGGGUCGGUGGCGGAGAAGACGGUGUAGACGAGGACGAAGGUGCCGAUGAUCUCUGCCGCCAGGCCGGUGCCGGUGCUGUAGCCAGCCGCCAGUGA
Molecule: messenger RNA, 801 nt
Organism: Striga asiatica
Lineage: Eukaryota; Viridiplantae; Streptophyta; Magnoliopsida; Lamiales; Orobanchaceae
Source: the annotation of a GenBank genome assembly